Molecule: messenger RNA, 3927 nt
Organism: Neopelma chrysocephalum (saffron-crested tyrant-manakin)
Lineage: Eukaryota; Metazoa; Chordata; Aves; Passeriformes; Pipridae
Gene: PRR5L
Product: proline rich 5 like
Exons: 9
Coding region: 311-1414 (367 amino acids)
Biological process (GO): TORC2 signaling
Cellular component (GO): TORC2 complex
Source: RefSeq, a predicted model, not a curated record
CGAAGGGGAUGUUUACCGGGGGGCGGCUUGCGGAAGGGAGCGGGCUGGGCUGGCUCCCCUCGCUCGGCGGUGCCUUUGGAGCACAACGCUGGCAUAAGACCUGGGACUCCUUCAGCUCCUUCAUCAUAAUGCAAUGCAUGCCCAUGUCAAAACCUGACACUUUGGGGAACUGCUGGUCCAAGGCUGACUCUUUGGUUCUGCUGUUGACUGAGUCCUUGGGUUUGAAGUUUCAUUGACCUUGCUGAGAUUGAUGCUUGGACCUUCAAGAGAAGAGACUUUCUGAUGGUCCUGCUCCACUCCACCUGACCCUAUGAAAGGAGGGUUCACCAUAGCUCCGUCCUUUGCUCUCCAGUUCCACAGGAUGGGUUCAUUCAGAAGGCCCCGACCUCGCUUCAUGAGCUCCCCUGUCCUCAGUGAUUUGCCUCGGUUCCAGGCAGCCCGGCAGGCUAUGCAGCUCAGCUCCAACUCUGCCUGGAACAGUGUUCAAACAGCAGUGAUAAAUGUGUUCAAAGGAGGAGGCUUGCAAAACAAUGAACUUUACACCCUCAAUGAAAAUAUCAGACGGCUGCUGAAGAGUGAACUUGGAUCCUUCAUCACAGAUUACUUUCAGAACCAGCUCCUUGCGAAAGGCUUGCUGUUUAUGGAGGAGAAGGUCAAGCUGUGUGAAGGUGAGGAUCGCAUUGAUGUCCUGUCUGAAAUCUGGGAUCACUAUUUUACAGAGACUCUGCCUACACUUCAGGCAAUAUUCUACCCGGUCCAGGGUCAGGAGUUGACUAUCCGUCAGAUUGCUCUUCUUGGCUUCAGAGACUUGGUAUUGCUAAAAGUAAAAUUGGAAGAAAUUCUUCCUCUGGUCCAGACAAAGCUUCCAGCUUCAAUUGUCCAGAUGCUGUUAAUUCUGCAGAGUGUCCAUGAGCCUACUGGCCCCAGUGAGGGCUACCUACAGCUGGAAGAACUGGUCAAGCAGGUGGUAUCACCAUACUUAGGUUUGUGUGAGGAUCACAGCUCCUCUGGUAGCACCUGCUUACUUGAGAGACGGUACUCCAGAUCUCGCCCUAAGACUGAUGUACUGAAUUAUCCAUCUCAUGUGACGACCCGGCAGCCCAGUGAGAUGGCCCUGAGCCCACUGACAGAGCAGGAGGGUGAGGCUUACCUGGAGAAAUGUGGUAGCAUCCGUCGCCACACCGUUGCAAAUGCUCACUCGGAUAUCCAGCUCCUGGCAAUGGCCUCCAUGAUGCACACAGGAAUGGUCAUAGAGGAAUCAGACAGUACUGACAAGUGCCUCCUCCUGCAGCCCACUUGUUUCAGCCACAGACAGUGCUCCAGUGAGCCCAGUAUCGCCGAUGGGCCAGAGGGAGUCGUGGCAGCAGCAAGUAGGCAAGACUCUGCAGAGCUGAACUGCACAUCGGUCAGCUAGAAAAAGUCUUGCUGAGGAGUGAAGAACCAUAUGCACUAAGCUGGACAAAGUGUAGUGUCAUCCUUGCUGGGAAAAAAAAGGAAAAAUUUUAAUUUUGCUCAUGUAAUUGAAAUGGCCUCAAGGGUUCUUAUGUCUGAGAAUGCUCUCUAGAUUUGAUUUUUUACCAGUGUGGGAUCAUUGUUGAUGGAGGUACCAGGCUGCUCCCAAAUGACCACUGAGGACUGCAAAGGUUUUGCUGUUUAACAGCACAGUCUACCUUCUGUAAGCUUUCUCCCUCUACUAGUAUAAACCUUUUGUCAUCAGGUUUCCUUCUGUUUCUUUGGUGUGAUACAAAUUGACCUCUUUCUGCUUUUGUCCAUCUUUCACAGCGUUGUGCUGCUUAUUUGCUCUUCAUUCCUGCAGUAGAGACCUCUGUGCUAAAUGUUCUCUUUGGUUCUGGUGCUAGUGUGGUGAAUGCUGAGGACUGCAUUUCUCUCUUUUAAAGUUGAACUCAGGGAUGAAACCAUUUGAGUCCUCCAGAAAGAUCUGCUGAGGUGGCUUGUGAGAGAAGGAGAUCCUUCACUUUGCCUCCCAUGGGCAUGGAUGAAAAGCCCAAAUUGGAAUGAAUUAGACCUACUUUUUUCCCAGACCUGAAAAGAACUGAGUGUACAUGGAGUCUGAGCUGAGUACUUCAUAUGUACUUUAUUUGGUUCCAGUCAUAUCUUGGGGGUUGUGGUGUAAACUGCGCAAAGGAGGGCUGGGUGUGUAAAUUGGGUGUAAAAUGUAAUCCUGAGCAUCCUGGCAUUUGGCAUCAAUUCGGUCUCAAAAUUUCUGUGGUGAUAGGGCUACAAUGAAAAGAGACAACUAAACAAAUUCCUUUGGGAAGAAGAUGCUGGGCAGUCUGCAUUUGUGCAUUUGUGCAAGAGACAUAAAAGUGCUCCUCAGCACUGGGCCAUCGUGAUGCUAGACCAGGAGGUGAUGAACAGGAUUUCAUCCUUGGGGCUACCUUGGUAAUUCUAGCACUUGCAGAUUUCAUGAGACCAAAGAUAACCAAAGGGGUGUAGAAAGGAAUCCUGUCUCAGUGGUGUAUUCAUGAAGUGCUCCUGACCUCCAGUGGUAUCUGUCUCAGUGCAGUAUUGCUUUUAAGAUAAGUGAGGGCUCUUUGCAGUCCUUGGUUUUGUUUUUAUUUUGAAGAUUAGGAAUGGUCCAGUUUGCAAGUGUCUGUGGCAGGCACUGCAGUCCGCAGUGUCUGCUUUGUAGCAUCACUUGGUACUCAAAUGCUGCUUCUAUGGGAACAGAACCAAUCUGUUCAAGCUGUCCCUUGGGAUACUCUGCCGAUGUCUUGCUAAGCAGAUUUGCAAGUGUAAUUACAGGCUUGAAGGUGAACUGAAAUGCUGCCUUAAAUUCAAAUUCCAUUAAAAACUAUCAUUUGAAUCUGUAAAUAAAUAGGUCUUGACAAGGAAACAGAAGGUUAAGAUGAGCCUUCGGGACAUUUUUUUGCUAUGACAUUAACUGCAGAGUUUGCCCUGCUUCUGUUGGGCACUAAACAUUUCUGCUCCACUGGCUGCACUGAAAGUACAGUGCCGAUCUGUCAGUACUUGGCCUUAGUAGCAUGUGCAGCAAAAAGAAAGCAGACUAGCAUUAUUAUCUGGCAACAAAGCAUCUAAAAUACCAGCUAUGAGCACAAGCCACACCAUCUUUAUAAAUGAGGUUGUUGCUUUUUCUACUGUAGUUUGCAAAUGUUGAAAGAAAUAUUGAAAGUGCCUACUUUUCCUUGCUAGGCACCCUAAUUGGCCUUUGUGCGAAAAUACCAAAUGUUUUGAUCACCAGCUGUGCCUACAUGUUGAAGAACAGAGCUUGAGUUGUGCUGGCUGCCUCCUCCUCAGAGCAUGCACAGUCGCAUGGAAUGCGGCUUUAAGCCGCAGGAAGAUGUGGCUUUAAGCAAUCUUCCCUUCAGAUGGAUUAUAGGAUAAAUUGCUCUCCUAUUCGUAAAUUAGACUGACUGACCAGGCCAACUUAUUUGUUGUCUUCUGCCCCAGGGUGGCCGUGGACUGUGGUGAACCUUCAGAAUCUCUGUGCUGACAGCCAAACCUAGUAGACCAUGCUGGUCUCACCUUGGCACAGUCCCUCCAGCCUGGGGCAAAUGAAGGCGUCCUGCUUAAAAGUAAUUUCUUUUGCCCCUUGCAGUGAUUUAAAGCCUUCUCUUAGCAGCAUUGAGGUAUGUGGAGAAGUGAUCACCUUGCAGCAUUUCAGUUCACUCUUAUGAAUGCUUUUCUUCUUUAUGUUUCUCCUCUCUCCGUUUGACUUUUGUAAAUACCCAAACCAUUUGGAUUUGUGAGCAGUGCCCUCUUUUAUGCUGAAAAUUAGAAUGAUUUAUUUAUUUCCUGUCAUAUUGUUGGAUCAUCUCUAGGGCUAAUAAGAGUUAGUCCUGAUUUUAACUUGAAUAUCUUUAAUUUUACUCAUAUGUGUAAUUUGAAUUAUAUUGGUUUUGUCUCUGUCACUUUGCAAAAAUUUGCACCAGGCCCUCUGAAUCA